Molecule: messenger RNA, 1431 nt
Organism: Olea europaea var. sylvestris
Lineage: Eukaryota; Viridiplantae; Streptophyta; Magnoliopsida; Lamiales; Oleaceae
Product: PLASMODESMATA CALLOSE-BINDING PROTEIN 1-like
Exons: 4
Coding region: 165-1136 (323 amino acids)
Source: RefSeq, a predicted model, not a curated record
CUCUUCAAUACAAGAAAGCUUUGAUUCUUCGUACUUGUAUAUAAACUCAAUGCAGCAAAAUCGAUGCUCUUCUUCACAGGGAAACCAUUCCUACUUCUCCUGUCUAAGAAAACUUAUUCAUUAUAUUGAAGUUCUAGGCAUAGAAGAAACUUCAAAGGUUCAUUAUGGAAGUAGCUAGAGUUAUCACAGGAGAUUUACUUACCCGUACAACGUUCUUUCUCUUCUGCUUUCUUUGUAUUUCGGAUACAAGCAUUACAGAGAAGUCUCCCUCAGAAACAAUCAGAAAAGGCAAAAAAGUCAACUAUCAAGAAAACCAAAUGAUCUUUUCAUCUUCAGCAUCUACCACCCUGCGAUAUACAACUACAGGAAACACCCCCAUUGUCAAUCCAACAACACCAGGUACAUCUCCUAUUGUAAAUCCAACGACCCCACCGCCAUCAACCACCACUCCACCAACCAUAACGCCGUCAACCACCACCGGACCCACCAUAACACCUCCAACCAUCACUGGGCCUACCAUAACUCCGCCAACCGCCACUGGACCUACCACGACAACACCAACCACCACCGGACCAACCACAACUACUCCGACAUCAUCAGGCCGUGCUUGGUGUAUUGCGAGUUCGUCCGCUUCAGAAACUGCUUUACAGGUUGCUCUAGAUUAUGCUUGUGGCUAUGGAGGUACGGACUGUUCGGCUAUUCAAUCAGGUGCAAGUUGCUACGAUCCGAAUACAGUUCAUGACCAUGCUUCUUAUGCUUUCAAUAGCUACUACCAGAAGAACCCAGCUCCCACCAGUUGUGCUUUCGGGGGAGUAGCACAACUCAGUGACGCCGAUCCAAGUCGUGGGAAUUGCCACUAUGCUUCAUCCACUACCACCCCAACACCACCUGCAACUCCAACGAUGCCGACAACUCCAACUACGCCCACAACUCCAAUACCACCACCCAGCACAACUUCCCCUGUCAAUCCUUACAUGCCUGGUGGAGGAACUGGCUCUGGUACAGAACCAACGGGUUACGAUAAUGGCUUGUCACCAACAGGCACCCCAAGUUCAGCAAAGACAACAACGUACAGCCUACUGCUGACCAUUACCAUGAAGUGUGUCCUACUAUCAAUUGCAGCAAUUUAUUCAUAAACAACUCGAUGAGAACUUAUGGUUACCAUCUCCGCAAUGAGAUUGCAAUUCCUUGGCUGCCUCCAUGUUACGCAAAAUUUUGAGGCAGAGAGAUGCCAAUAGAAAUAAAUCUCAAGGCCUUCGCCACUGCAUCUUGAUACUCAAGCUUAUAGAUCAAGUAGCCAGGGGAUAGUGGUGAAGCACAUGUUAUUUAUAGCUCUACUUCUGUAGUCAAUAAGAGAUGUUUGUUACCUAUUAUUCACAACAAUGUAAAAAAUUACAACACAUAAGAGCUUAGUUACUUAUUCUUCGUUAA